Molecule: messenger RNA, 2102 nt
Organism: Nicotiana tabacum (common tobacco)
Lineage: Eukaryota; Viridiplantae; Streptophyta; Magnoliopsida; Solanales; Solanaceae
Product: phosphopantothenoylcysteine decarboxylase HAL3a
Biological process (GO): coenzyme A biosynthetic process
Cellular component (GO): phosphopantothenoylcysteine decarboxylase complex
Molecular function (GO): FMN binding; phosphopantothenoylcysteine decarboxylase activity
Source: RefSeq, a predicted model, not a curated record
CGGUAUUACGUAUCAGAUUGGUGUCUAUAAACGGGUCAUCGAUGCAGUAUUUACUAGUUUCCUUGGGUCAAAAUGAGUUGAAGAGCAGGUCAUAACUCAACUCGUCCAGCUCAAAACCAUUGUUAUAUGUUUUUCUUUUUUUCUUUUUAAAUCUCCAACUAUAUAAUUGAAUUGUUAAAAGAAUUGAUAUUUUGUUCACUAAAGAAUAAAUAUAUCCUGACGCAAAAACUACUAUAUUUGUUUUGUUAUUUUUUCUUCUAAAUUUUGACAAAACUCUCCUAUGAAAUGAAUCGUACUAAUAAUGUAGACCUUGAUCAAGCCUUUUAGAUGGGCUGUUUUAGGUUAUACAAUGUUUGAACUCGUAAAUAAAAAUAAAAGUUUAUGAAUCAAAAUUUUACUAUGAAUAAGAGGGGUGAAAUUAUGCUGGAUGGAUAUAUUUAGGACCAUCAUUUAUAUUUUGACCUUGUUAAAAAAAGUUUUGGAAAAAUAAACCUGCCUUUUGAAGCAUAAAAAAUUCUAAGGAUCACCAGAAUUUCAAAUCACAAUGCGAAAAUGUUUUGGUGGUGGCCAUCACCGGGAGCAUACUACCAAAUUCUGAUGUGGAGGUUAUUUUAUAAAGGUUUUUUUUAACUGGGUCAAAAUUUAAAUGGUGGCACCGAUAGAUCCAAUUUGCGCAAAUCUUCUAAGAGGUUCUUAAUGAUUCACUGUUGGGUCAAAAGAUGGAGGCCCAAAAUAGAGUCCAACAAUUGGCUUUUGCUGCCGAAGCAUAUACUAGCUUUUUCCUUCUUCAAGUCGCAAUUCUCACAGGGAAAAAGCUAUAAAGCACAAAUGGCGCAAAUGGUUUAUCCCGCCCUUCUCACACUACAAAAUUGAUCGGAGCCCGACUUCCUAUUCGGGUUUCUCAGCUCCGCGGAAGUAAACACAGUACUGACUUUGGAUUUCGUUUUGGGCAUAUAUACUUACACCCUUGUAGUUGCUAGGGCUGUUGUUCCCACAUUUUGCACUUCGAUUUUUGUGUCCAAGCACGUCCUACUUGAAUCUGUGGUCGAUAAUACAGAUGGAGCCUAUAACUUCAGAGGUCGAACCAAUUCAAGUUAACAAUGCUUCACGGAAACCUCGGAUUCUGCUAGCUGCAAGUGGAAGCGUGGCAACAAUCAAGUUUGCAAAUCUAUGUCAUUGCUUUUCUAAAUGGGCAGAAGUCAAAGCAGUUGCAACAAAAGCUUCUCUUCAUUUCAUAGACAAAGUGUCAUUUCCAAAAGAUGUCGUCCUUUAUACUGAUGACGAUGAAUGGUCCACUUGGAAGAAAGUAGGUGAUAGCGUGCUACACAUUGAGCUCCGUAGAUGGGCUGAUAUCAUGGUUAUUGCCCCUCUGUCAGCAAAUACGCUUGGAAAGAUUGCUGGUGGAUUGUGUAAUAACUUGCUGACCUGCAUUGUGCGAGCAUGGGACUAUGAUAAACCCCUCUUUGUGGCACCAGCCAUGAAUACAUUUAUGUGGAAUAACCCAUUCACCGAGCGGCACCUUAUGAUAAUUGAUGAGCUUGGCAUCUCUCUUAUACCACCGGUACCAAAGAGGCUAGCCUGUGGAGAUUAUGGAAAUGGAGCAAUGGCGGAGCCUUCUCUCAUCUUCUCAACUGUAAGACACUGUUUACAUUCACGAUCACAAUCGGGAAGCAGCACUGUAUCAUGAUCCAUGUAUCAUGAAAAUUCAUUCAUCGUUUCAUCCAAGGCAUAGAUAUUGCUGCUGAAGUUUGCCACAAGAAUGUUUGUCCCAAGGAUCCUAUCCUGUUGGGACAAUUCUCUUCAUGGCUUGGCAUGUUAGUCUUCUUCCUGUUCUUUCGCCUUCCUACUAUCUUGUUUGUACUAGUAGGAGAUACUCGCGUCUUAGGUUUACUUUCAUUUUGUAUAAUAGCUGCUAAAAAUGGAUGCAAUCAUGGACAGACGUGUGGAAAACAGAUGCAGCUCUUCGAUUAGUGUAGCAAAUGAGGCUGGAAACUCAAUAUAUUUGAAGAGUAGGUUUACUUGUACAAAUUUGUUGCUCUUAGAUUCUCAGGUUUCUCAGACUAUAUAAAACUUUACUGCACCUGGCACAAUUUAAGACUUUA